This is a messenger RNA of Naegleria fowleri, 804 nucleotides long. RefSeq lists its product as uncharacterized. The transcript has a single exon. The record is from RefSeq and is a predicted model, not a curated record. Bases 1 to 804 code for a protein of 267 amino acids. Lineage: Eukaryota; Heterolobosea; Eutetramitea; Acrasida; Naegleriidae.
AUGCCUGAAGUCCAACAUUCCUAUCAUCCUCCUGAAGAAUAUUGUAGCUUCGAGAUUGUUGUUUUAUUUAAUGCCUAUCCUUUGGAGGAGUCGUUGAGUAUAGAAAAGAAAAAGGGUACGAAAACGAAGAUUCAACAGGCAAUUCAAAGGUUGAAACAAGAAAACAGCCUUAAAUUAGGUACAAAAUUUAAGCCUUUACCAACCUAUCGGAGGGGGUUUUCUUUAUUGGUUCAGACAAUGAAACCAUUCACCGAUUUGACAAACGAUGCUAUGAAUGAAGUUUUAAUAUCUGGAAUUAAUAUAUUGAUAGCCAGCUUGAAACAAAUUGGCAAAUUCCAUUUUUAUCAUUCGCAAUCCCCAGCUCCGCAAGGAACAGAUGUGAUUGAGCAAGAGGAGAUUGCAGACCCUCAGCUAAGCGGGGAGGUAUUGCCGACUAAACAAAGAAAUGAAAGUCUGUGUUCUCUUCCUUUUUCAUCGAAUGAUACUUUUUUUCCAAUAAUGUCUUCAUCACCUGAAGAACUAACAAAUUACUGUUCACCUCCCGAAGAAGUUGCAGCUAUUAAGCGAUAUGACGAAUUGCUUGAAGAAAACCAAGAAUUACGUAAAGAAAACAAAAUGAUGGUUCAAAUGAUACUCCAAAGAAACAAAGAGUUGCAAAAAGAAAAAGAUGCCUUGAUGGGGGAGCUUUGUGAUUCACGUAUUCAAAUUGCCCAUUUAGAAAUGCAACUGGACAUGAUGCAAGCUCAAAGAGACAAUAUGAAAGAUCAAAGAGACUCUUUAAUGGACAUGCUUAAAAAUCAAUGA